Molecule: messenger RNA, 324 nt
Organism: Cladophialophora psammophila CBS 110553
Lineage: Eukaryota; Fungi; Ascomycota; Eurotiomycetes; Chaetothyriales; Herpotrichiellaceae
Exons: 1
Molecular function (GO): protein binding
Source: RefSeq, a predicted model, not a curated record
AUGGUGCACGCGCUUCUGGUCGCCGGAGCGGAUGCCAAUGCUAAGAACCUCUCAGGUUGGACGCCGCUCCAUUACGGCGGCUGGAAGAACCACCUCCACCUUGUACAACUUCUACUAACCUAUGGAGCUGACGUGAACAUGUGCGAUGUAGACAACCACUCUCCCAUGUACAAUUGCGCUGUCAAAUACAUGGACGAGGCUGCGCGAAUAUUACUCAGCCAUGGAGCAAGCCUUGACAUACCCGACAAAGAAGGUCGUCUAGUCUGGGAAUACGCCAUGAUGUCGGCUUCCGCCCGGGUAUUAAAAGUCUUCGCUGUUCAUGGC